AUGGGUCUUGUAAUCCCAUAUAAUGAUCCAGCAUUAGCUCAUGUUGGUCUUAAACCAGUUGUAUAUAUUAUGAAUGCAGUUAUAUUAACAACAAUACUAUCAGCUAGAAAUUCAAGUCUUUAUAUUUGUACACCCGUCGUAGCAUCAAUAUUAUUUGGUUUAUCAUUUAUUGGUAAUCAAAUAAUUUAUCGAUGGUUAGUUAAUACAACAGGUAUUAUAGGCUUUAUAGCUUGA
This is a messenger RNA of Rotaria sordida, 234 nucleotides long. The record is from the annotation of a GenBank genome assembly. NCBI's taxonomy places the organism in Eukaryota, Metazoa, Rotifera, Eurotatoria, Philodinida, Philodinidae.